UAUGAACGAGUACACAGUGAAGGCGAAAGAAACGUUUGAAACUGACAAGCACAAAGGAGUACCACCCGAGAAGCAAGAUGAUCGUGAACGCAAGAAUCCUGUGUCUCAGCGCCGUCAUGGUCUGCAUGGCGGUGCAAGUUAUGGCCGUUCCUUUGGGCGCGGCACCACCUGGCUUUGCUCUUCCCAAGUGCCCAGAGGCGACUAACUACGGCUUUUUGAUCUUCGCACGACUAAGAAACCCGUGCAAGUACUUAUGCCAAGGAUAUCCCAUACGCUUUGAGGCCGAAGACAACGGAACACCAUGCACAACUAAAAAGGUAUUCAACGGCGAAUGCCUAAAUGGCAAGUGCGUCGCCGUGCUGCCGCCACCACCGCCAGCACCCGCCCCUGAGCCCGCACCAGCUCCCGCACCUGCGCCUGAGCCUGCACCCGCCCCAGCUCCCGAACCAGCACCUGCCCCAGCUCCCGAACCCGCUCCUGCUCCAGCACCCGCACCAGCCCCCGCACCAGCCCCCGCACCAGCCCCCGCACCAGCCCCCGCACCAGAACCUGCUCCUGCUCCUGCCCCAGCACCGGCUCCAGCCCCAGCACCGGCUCCAGCCCCAGCACCGGCCCCUGCCCCUGAGCCUGCACCAGAAGAACCUGCACCUGCACCAGCUGCGGAAGAAACUGCGGCAGCUGAAGAGCCUGCACCUGCCGAAGAGCAGCCCGCUGCCGAGCCAGCUGCCCCCGCGGAAGAAGCCGCACAAGAAACCGAGGAAGCCGCACCUGAACAAGCACCAGAGCAGCCCGCUGAAGAAGCUCCCGUUGAGGAGGCCACCGCUGAAGAGCCUGCAGCUGAAGAGCCAGCCGCCGAACAGCCCGCUGCUGUAGAGCCAGCCGCUGAGGAGCCCGCUGUAGAGGAGGCUGCUGCCGAAGAGGCUGCUGAGGAGACGGAUCAGGAGGUUGUUGAGGAAGCCGCUGAAGAAGCCGCCGAAGCAGCUGCAGAAGAAGCUGCUGAAGAACCCGCAGAAGCAGCUGUAGAACAAGACUCAGAAGCACCAGCUGAAGAAACCGCAGAGGCGGAACAGCCCGCGGAGACUGCUGAGCCGGUGGAAGAGGCUGCUCCCGAGGCAUCUGCCGAUGACGCCACAGCAGAAGGAAGUGAAGAUGCAGCCGCCGACAGUGAAGAUGCGGCGUGAACAAUACAUGUAGUUUAGAAAAUUAAAAUAAUAAAUUUGCAUAUGACACAGUACCUAAAAAAUGUCCGGAAAGCAAUUUUCCCUGCUCCAUUGUUCAACGGCGCCAUAACAUGUUUAGGACGAGAAAGAAAUUAUUCCUUAAUUUAAUGUUUACAGAACCGCAUUACGAAACUUACAUGAAAAGUCAUUUCUACUCCGCGUAGUAACUACGUAAAAUUCCUUUGUAUAACUUCCGACUUUCUGCUAGUCUAGUCAACCCAAUCGCUUCAUAUGUAUUUAUGCCCUCUUUCUGCAAUGUGCGCCUUUUAAACCUGCAAACGCAGGCCUGAAGACAAUUAAGAAGCGUGUGAAUAAACAGUUGCAAUUCUA
This is a messenger RNA of Dermacentor andersoni, 1550 nucleotides long. RefSeq lists its product as uncharacterized. Lineage: Eukaryota; Metazoa; Arthropoda; Arachnida; Ixodida; Ixodidae. The record is from RefSeq and is a predicted model, not a curated record.